Molecule: messenger RNA, 1439 nt
Organism: Melampsora larici-populina 98AG31
Lineage: Eukaryota; Fungi; Basidiomycota; Pucciniomycetes; Pucciniales; Melampsoraceae
Exons: 2
Coding region: 112-1155 (347 amino acids)
Source: RefSeq, a predicted model, not a curated record
GACUAAUCUAACUGAAGCACACAUCAACAUCAUCACUGUUACUUCCCUUACGCUCUCUAACUUUCAAAAACCGGUUCACAUCUUUCAAGACCACUUUCCAAACAACUCAAUAUGGACGUUGACCCUCACACCACAGAAUUACCUUCCUCACCUUCACCUGUUCCAACCGGCCUUGAUUCUCAACCCUCUUCAGUGCCAUCUUCCUCGAUGCAAGCUCCCGUCAUCUCUAUGUGUACAGCCCCAAAUCAGGACGUCCACCUUGAGGAAGUCAAGCCACAUUUCGAACUCGAACUAACGACAAGAACUGAUGAAUCAAUCACACCCAAAGAGAACUCCCUGACGUUGGUGCCUAUGGGGGAUCAAGACCGCAAUCUAGCUGAGGCCGGUGAGGAAGAAUCCUCUCAACAUGAUCAAGCACUAACUCCCAUCGAUCAAACCCAUCGCCCUGGUCUACAUCCUCUAACGCCCUCUAAAUCUCCCGAUUCGACUUCUUCCUCCUCUUCUUCUGAUUCGAUGACAGGGGAUGAUGAUGUAGAUGAUGACGGGUUCUCAGACGAUAGUGAAAACGAAGAAGUCGAGGAUUUACAACUUAAAGACCUUUCACUCCUCGAUUCCGAUUGCUCACUUCCACCUCACUCUACCCCUUGUGUUACAUCUACUACCUCACUUACUACACAACGUCAAUCAAAGAAAAAGAAGGCGGACGCAAGACUUGCAGCCUGUACGACACCUGGGCCUACAGCCACUUCAUUUGGAUCGGGAGCUCGAAGUGAACCUGGACCACCGAGGAAAGCGAUGGGUCGCAAAAGAAGUGUAUCGGGUCUAGUUGCUCUACGAUAUCGUUCAACUGGACGAGAUGGAAAGAUUGAUGAAGAGGAGCGUGGGAUGCUUGCACUUGAUUUAGAUGCUUAUAUCAAUUCGAGUGAUCAUCGAGAAACCUCAGAAUCAACCCAGCCCUCCGGACCUCUGUCACCCUCAGCUCUGUUUCCUACUCUACUAACAACUACUCUGGACACUGAGAAAUCAAAGAUGAAGAACCCUCAACUUCUUACAAUUGAUACACUUCCUCAUAGAUCACAAUGGGUUGUGGGAAGUGGUACCGGACCUGGUAACGCUCAUCGAGGGUUCAUACCUGGUGUUCUGAACGACUCCUGAUGAUAUUCUGUUAACCAUAAUUUACUUCUCUGUCUUAUCUUUGGUCUGAGUGAGAUCUCUCUUUGACGUUUCUUUUGAUGAUCACCACAUGACAAAAUACACUAAAAAAAUCUGUUAGACGUUGUGGUUUAGGUUAUCUUCUUUUUUUCGAUGCUUUAGCUCCUUACUACACCUGUUAGUUUUCUGAAAUUGUUUUUUAUAGUUUAUGUUUGUUUGUAUGCAAUUCGCAAAAAGAUAUGAAGGGGGAUGAAAUGUUGAUUGAUAAAAACAGAUUGAUUGUGGUU